AGACCGAGCGGAGGCCCCGCCCCCUUUCCCAGCCCUUGGGUGCGUGUGUGAGCAGGAUUGACAGCAGGACGCUGCAGCAGAGAACCACGGGAGAUAAGAGCAUAGAGAAACGCGCUCAGGAGGGACAAAAGAAGAAAAUACCAAAGGCUUUGGUUUAAACGUGUUUUAGAGAAUACAAAUAAAAAGAUUAGAAGUGCUGAAAGAUGGCAGACCGGGAGCAGCUCAUCCAGAGGGCUCGGCUCGCCGAACAGGCGGAGCGCUACGAUGACAUGGCCGCCGCCAUGAAGCUGGUGACCGAGUUGAACGAGCCGCUGUCCAACGAGGACCGUAACCUGCUGUCGGUAGCGUAUAAGAACGUGGUGGGCGCGCGUCGCUCAUCGUGGCGCGUCACCUCCAGCAUCGAGCAGAAGACGGCGGCGCAAGACGGCGGCGAGAAGAAGCUGGAGCUGGUGCGCGCCUACCGCGAGACCAUCGAGAAGGAACUGGAGGGCGUGUGCCAGGACGUCCUCUCGCUGCUCGACAGCUACCUCAUCAAGAACUGCGACGAAAGCCAACUGGAGAGCAAAGUCUUCUACCUAAAGAUGAAGGGCGACUACCAGCGCUACCUAGCCGAGGUAGGAACCGGCGAGAAGCGCACCACGGCCGUCGCCACCUCCGAGGCCGCCUACAAGGAAGCGUUCGACAUCGCCAAGAACAUGGCACCCACGCACCCCAUCCGCCUCGGCCUGGCCCUCAACUUCUCCGUCUUCUACUAUGAGAUCCAGAACGCUCCCGAGCAGGCGUGCCAGCUCGCCAAGGAGGCGUUCGACGAGGCCAUCGGACACCUGGACAAUCUGAACGAGGACUCGUACAAGGACUCCACGCUCAUCAUGCAGCUCCUCAGGGACAACUUGACCCUGUGGACCAGUGACCAGCAGGACAGUGAAGGAGGAGACGCUAACAACUGAGCGCAACAGAACGCACGCUCACUCUCUCCGUUAACGCUCUCGCUAGCUGUAGUCGACUUCGAUUUCCUCUUAAUAAAUGUCCUCUCUCUCUUC
This is a messenger RNA of Silurus meridionalis, 1040 nucleotides long. It is a transcript of the gene ywhah, whose product is annotated as tyrosine 3-monooxygenase/tryptophan 5-monooxygenase activation protein, eta polypeptide. The transcript is spliced from 2 exons. Bases 204 to 947 code for a protein of 247 amino acids. The record is from RefSeq and is a predicted model, not a curated record. Gene Ontology annotation, cellular component: cytoplasm. Gene Ontology annotation, biological process: signal transduction. NCBI's taxonomy places the organism in Eukaryota, Metazoa, Chordata, Actinopteri, Siluriformes, Siluridae.